Molecule: messenger RNA, 1405 nt
Organism: Erigeron canadensis
Lineage: Eukaryota; Viridiplantae; Streptophyta; Magnoliopsida; Asterales; Asteraceae
Product: protein phosphatase 1 regulatory inhibitor subunit PPP1R7 homolog
Exons: 6
Coding region: 28-1044 (338 amino acids)
Molecular function (GO): protein binding
Source: RefSeq, a predicted model, not a curated record
CCAAUAUUCUUUCUAGGGUUUUUGUAAAUGCAAAAAUCAAUGGAAGCUCCACCAUCAAAAACCGAUCCAAUGAUCACCGAACAAGAUGACGAAUCUUCAACAGCGCUAACAAUCCUGGAUGUCAGCAGCUAUCAGCUCCACGAUCUCGACUCAGUCGAGUUCCCGCCCAGCCUCGUCGAGAUCGAUUUAACAGCCAAUCGAUUGAAUAAGUUAGAUUCACGUAUCUCUAAUUUAUCUCAUCUCAAAAAGCUUUCUCUUCGUCAAAAUCUCUUCGAUGAUGCCGGCGUUCAACCUCUUUCCAGCUGGACCUCCAUUUCCGCCCUCGAGGAGUUGGUUCUCAGGGAUAACCAGUUGAAGACUAUUCCCGAUGUCAGUAUAUUUGAAACCCUUUUGGUAUUUGAUGUUUCCUUUAAUGAAAUAUCAUCGAUGAGUGGACUGUCCAAGGCAUCAACCACACUCAAGGAACUCUAUGUCUCUAAAAAUGAAGUUGCCAAGAUCGAGGAGAUUGAGCACUUCUCUGAAUUGCAAAUUCUUGAACUUGGUUCCAACAGAUUACGGGUGAUGGAGAAUAUGCAGAACUUGACCAAGUUACAGGAGCUAUGGUUAGGUCGCAAUCGUAUAAAGUCCAUCAACUUAUGUGGAUUAAGAUGCAUCAAGAAGCUCAGUUUGCAAAGCAAUCGACUAACUUCUAUGAAAGGGCUAGAGGAAUGUACUGCCUUGGAAGAAGUAUACUUGAGCCAUAAUGGUAUAGCAAAAAUGGAGGGCCUAUCAAGGUUGGCAAACCUGCGGGUCUUGGAUGUUUCUUCAAAUAAACUUGCAGCAAUCGAGGAUAUUGAGAAACUGACAUGCUUAGAAGAUCUAUGGUUUAAUGACAACCAGCUAGCAUCUUUAGAUGGCAUUGCUGAGGCAGUUUCUGGUUCGAGAGAGAAGCUCACCACUAUUUACCUUGAACACAAUCCAUGUGCCAAGUUGUCGGACUAUGUGACUACUCUGAGACAAAUCUUCCCAAAUGUUGAGCAAAUUGAUUCUGAAAUGUUUUGUUAGGUUAGAUACUUUCAGUUUUUCCAAGUUCAGGACCACAAUUAUAUUGAUGCUGGAAGUCUAUAUUGGAAUCGGUGAUAAUUAUCAGAAUUAUGUUUGGAUGACCGAGUUCUCGUAUGAUGAUUCUGUAUAAUUACUGUGGAAUCAUAGAUAGAAGCUCAUUGACAUUAUCCUUUUCCUUAAAUGAAGACUACAAGAUGUUGAAAGAGUUACCCAGCAUUCAAACAAUUAUUACUUGGUUGUCAUUUUUUCUUUUUUGCUGCAAACCAACUGUUCUUGUAAAACAUAUGUUGACAAUUAUGGUCUUUUUGGUUUUGGGUAAAAAGUUACAUAUGAAUGUAAAGAAGUUAUCUUUAUGUUCAAA